Molecule: messenger RNA, 1283 nt
Organism: Saitoella complicata NRRL Y-17804
Lineage: Eukaryota; Fungi; Ascomycota; Saitoellomycetes; Saitoellales; Saitoellaceae
Product: carbon-nitrogen hydrolase
Exons: 1
Coding region: 58-963 (301 amino acids)
Molecular function (GO): hydrolase activity, acting on carbon-nitrogen (but not peptide) bonds, in linear amides
Source: RefSeq, a predicted model, not a curated record
CCGCCAAACAACCCUCGACUUCAGACAUCGUUCUUUCCAGUUGAUCCAUCUACAACUAUGGUCCUCGCAGCAGUCGGCCAGUUCUGCGCAACGUCAAAUGUCCUUGCCAACCUCGAGGCCUGCAAAACAAUCGUCACCCGCGCCGCAGCCCAAGGCGCAAAAGUCGUCUGCCUCCCUGAAGCGAGCGAUUACAUUGCCUCCAACGCUGAGGAAGGCCGGCGGCUCGUGGAAUCGAGGAAGACGAAUACGCUUUUGCAGGGGUUACAGGAGUCGGCUAAGGAACAUGGGGUGCAUGUUUCUGUUGGUAUUCACGAGAAGACGGACGAUCCGAAGCGGGUGUCAAAUGCGCAUGUUUGGCUUUACCCCGACGGCGACCACACGCAAAUCUACAGAAAACUACACCUCUACGACGUCGACAUCCCCAACGGCCCAAUCAUCAAGGAAUCCAACUCCACCGUCCCCGGUACGAAGCUCAUCCCGCCAUUCGAAACUCCAGUCGGGAAAGUUGGAAUGGCGAUCUGCUAUGAUAUGAGGUUUCCCGAGUUAGCGCUGAGGUUACGAAGUUUGGGAGCGUCUUGCCUGUUAUAUCCCUCUGCGUUCGCGGUACGGACUGGAGCUGCACAUUGGGAGACGCUGCUGCGUGCGCGGGCGAUAGAUACGCAGUGUUAUGUACUCGCAGCGGCGCAGGUGGGGAAACACGACAAAGAGGGGAAGAGGCAGAGUUAUGGACAUGCAAUGAUUGUGGAUCCGUGGGGAAGCGUCUUGGCACGGUGCCACGACGUGGACUCGGAGCCAACUUUCUGCGUCGCGGACAUAAGUGAGAAGCAUAUCGAGAGCAUUCGACGUAAUAUGCCGUUGUGGGAACAGCGAAGGACCGAUGUUUUUGGCGAAAGAGGGGGAUCCAAGGGAGACAAAUCGGGGGAUGAUUUUCCUACGGGGGAUUCGGAUCGUGGCGAAGAUUGAGCGAUGCGGCCAAUAAACAUGAUUACAAGGAGCACAGACUGCGUCGAGCAAAGAAGACGUAAUUGGCGUUAUAUACAGGGUUCUCUUAUUUAUACAAUGGUAUGUUAUGUGCAGACGCCGGGGACAUGCGCCGCGGCGUGAGAGCACGGAACCGGAGCUCAUUCGCGAGAAUGUCAUUACCUGAGGACCAGUUAGUUACAUUGGGGGUAUAGUCGAGUUCUAAAGUUAUGCGAAUCACGAGUGGGUAUGCGCAUCCGAAAAAAAAACUGGCAAAGGUCGAAACAAAAACCCUUCAUACUCGACAACCAAGGGCCUAGGAG